Messenger RNA from Drosophila erecta, 1587 nucleotides. It is a transcript of the gene l(3)mbn, whose product is annotated as protein lethal(3)malignant blood neoplasm 1. Gene Ontology annotation, cellular component: chitin-based extracellular matrix. The transcript is spliced from 7 exons. Gene Ontology annotation, molecular function: structural constituent of chitin-based larval cuticle. The coding region runs from base 247 to 1587 and encodes 446 amino acids. NCBI's taxonomy places the organism in Eukaryota, Metazoa, Arthropoda, Insecta, Diptera, Drosophilidae. The record is from RefSeq and is a predicted model, not a curated record.
GUCAAUUCGCUGCCGAACAUCGUGGGGUGUGUUUCAUUCUUAGGCGCUUGCUCCGAGCCGAUUAUCUAGCCGUGAGAAACGCGUCUUUUCGUCCGCUUGAAAUCUAAAUAUUUAUAAUCGUGUAUUUGUAUUAAAAUAUAAACGACCGUUUAUUUAUACGUUUCUGUGUGAUCGCGGACAGUUUAUAAUAGGGCGUGAAAAUAAAAUAAAUUUGUGACCGAUUUAAAUUAAUAUUCCAUUCCCAAAAUGAGCCUUAAAUUGAUGGCGUUUGUUUGUGCUCUGCUGCUCCUCUGCACCUUGACCCAUGUCCUGUCGGCCGCAACCACAGUGCGUCCCUACAAGUUCGGCUUCACCAUCGACGAGCAGCAGCAUCGGGCGGAGAAGAGAGAUGAACGCGGCAUUGUCAUGGGCGAGUUUGGGUUCAUCACCGCCGAUGGAAUUUAUCACGUGACGGUUUACGCCACCGACGAGGAGGGCAAAUUCCGGAUAAUCUCCAUGAAGAGCUAUCCUUACGCGGGUCCAGUUGGUCCAAAAAAUGUUCCUGUGACUACGACUCCGAAGGCCCUGCUUCCCCCAGCUCCGGUGGCACUGCCCAAGUACAACUUCAACACGGAGGCCUGCUCGGGUUGUUUCCUGAAAAAGUCUCCUCCCAAGACUGAAAUUCGCACACUUUCACAGCCAUUGACUCCAGUUCAACCAGCAAUGAACACAUACUACACAACAAAGAAUGCCGUAACCGGACAUGUGAGGACGCAGACCUCCAAUUCGCAAUCUCCGAGUGCCAGCUCAAAGAUCGAAUACAAUGUGGGCGUGGUCGAGAAGAUUGCAACGCCGGUUUAUCCGCCAUUGAACAUCCGGUUAGACGAGGACGUGAUAAGACAAGCUAUUACAUAUGCCGAAAGGAUACCAAAGGUUCCACUUGCCAGUAACAUACAAUCCGUAGCACAACAUCCGAACACGGGCCUUAAGCAAGUUAAUAGAUCGGGAGUUUCCUCUGCGAAAACAUUGGCCAAUUUGAAGACGAGACCCACACACCAACUAAACCCACACCAAACACCUCUUUUGAGUUCAGCAACCGCCACCGGAAUUUCUGGAUUGACAGCGAAUACACCAACCGGAAGUGCACCCUCCAACGGUGGACGCAUCGCCGUGGGUAAUCCACAAGCUGGUGAAUCUGGAGGUGUUUCCGGUGCAGGAGUUCCAGGAGGAAGAAAAGUCUCAGGAUUGGGAGGAGAAAUUAAUUCUGGUAGCGGACUUGGAAGAGUCGCUGGAGCAGGCAAAGCCGCCGGAAUUGGCAGAGGAAUCGUGUCUGACCGUGGAAGUGCAUCAAGUGCAACGGGUGAUCUGUACAAAUUCAAAUACAUCCUGGACUACAAUGGACACGAGGAGACCGGCGGUCGCAAUGGUGACAAGCAGGGUAGCUACUUCGCCAUCGGCGAGGAUGCAGUGCAGCGGACCAUUGAGUACAUUGCGAACGAGUUUGGCUUCCAGCCCCACGUCAGCUGGCGGAAAUUGGACGCCAAAGAGGCGCUUCCCGAGGAGAAUUCGCUAAAGCAUUACGAGUUUAAAUGGUUUAAACAGGUAUAG